GAAUUGUGACACAUUUCUGUAGGAUAUUGUAAACAAUGCCGCUCCUACCACGAAAUGUUUUUUGGCCUGAUUUUUUGUGAACGUAAUGUACUUUUUAGUUUUGGGAUAUUUUACAACGUUGGGUUUUUCUAUUGGGUAGAUCGCAGAGCGUUUCGGAUGCUGCGGCCGCGCUGUCAUUAGGAUUUUUCAAAUUUUUACGAUGAAAAAAAAAUAAUUUUACUAGCUAAUAUGACUCCGUCGUCGCCAGUCAUAAUAUACCUUCUCAUGAGUGUGGUGUCAGCGAACGACGACAACGCGUAUUGCGCAGUCAGAUAUUCCCGCCUUUGCCAGGAGAAGGGACUGCAUAUCGGCUGUCAAUAUCCCGAUCCCGGGCCAGGGGAAUCUUGUGAAAAAUACACAAAAAUAGCAUUCACUGAUGAUCUGAAGAAUUUCAUCCUAAAUUACAUAAACAGGCGCCGACAGAAAAUAGCGGCGGGCCACGAGAAGGUGCGCGGAGGGCUGCCCAUACCCAAGCCUGACAUUAUGAUGUAUGUCGAGUGGGACCGAGAGUUGGCACACCUGGCUCAAAGACUCGCAGAUCAAUGCAGAUUUGUGCACGACGAAUGCAGAGCAACAGUGCGUUACCCGUAUCCCGGUCAGACAGUCGGCGAAGUGAGGUGGCGUCGGUCACACGACUCCGAUCAGAUCACAGCCCAGAAAGCCAUUAGGAAGGUGUUCGACGCGUGGUGGGGGGAGAAACGGAGAGUACAGCCACAACAGUUGACCACUCCUUUCAGAGUCACUCCCAAGGGCACAGUGUGGGGUCACUUCAGCCAACUGGCGAUCUGGAAGCUUCGCGCCAUUGGCUGCGGUGCGGUGCACCACGGCCCCCCGCACCCCCGCCUGCUCCUCGUCUGCGACUACUCCCACACCAACAUGCUGGGCCAGAAGACCAUAUCGGCCGGACCUUUGGCCACAUGCCCGCCGCACACGACCAGACUGCCAAGGUCGCAGUUUCCACUGCUUUGUACUACGAUAAAAUACCCGAGAAAGCUUCAAGAUCUAGAUUCGUUAUACGACUACGAGAAUCAAGACUCAAGGGAAUCAAAGGAGCAAUCUCUUCAGGAAGAAGACGAGAGAUUCCCGCCUUUGCCUGAGGAAGAUCCUUACAAAGAGAGGCCUCAGCAGAAUAUUGAUGAGAAUGAAAUGUCACAUUAUGAUCAUAAAAAAUCCACGACAUCGGUUGAAGGUUUGAACGAUAUCAGGUCGAGAAAUCAAAUCAAAAUAUUUUACGGCCCUUACGAGCCAACAAAGACUACAACUAAACGAACUCACGACCCUUCUGAGUACGAAGAAAGGAAAUACGUAGAAGACAGAGUUAACAACGGGCAUAGCGGGAACUUUUACGAGAAACGACCGCAAAAUAGUGAAGAUUACUCAGUGAUUCCCCUGAGAAGCCGGCCGUGGGGCAACGAUGUGGAGUCCCCGCCCUGGCGGCCGCAGAUGUUCAGACGGACCAGCACCACUCUCUCCGAGUACGAGACCAGUAUUGUAUAUAUACCGAAAACCAAGAACCGAACAAAAAUUACCGAAGCCCAAUCUAAAACAUCUGAUGAGAUCCACGUCAGACGUCAACAUAAAGACAGCAGAAGAAUUCAGCUUGACAUCGCGGUUCGCGAGAAGGCCUCCACGCGUUCCAAUCGAAGACCAUUAGCUCCAUCACUGAAGUUAGACAAGGAGGAUAUAGAACAGUUGUUCAAAGAUACAGGCUUCAAACCUAACUGGACACCGACAGUGUAAUUUUUCUAGCAUAUUAUAUAUUUACACGUUA
This is a messenger RNA of Plodia interpunctella (Indianmeal moth), 1810 nucleotides long. RefSeq lists its product as uncharacterized. The transcript has 16 exons. The record is from RefSeq and is a predicted model, not a curated record. The coding region runs from base 229 to 1779 and encodes 516 amino acids. Lineage: Eukaryota; Metazoa; Arthropoda; Insecta; Lepidoptera; Pyralidae.